GGUCGCGCCGCGGCCAUGUGCCGCCCGCCCGCCGCGCCCCCGCUUCCGGCGCUCGGCCACAGAGCAGCCGGAUGCGAGACAGAGCGCCGACCGCACUUCCGGCGGGCGCUCCGCGGGGGGAGCCGGGAGCUCUAUGGGGGGACGCAGUGCCGGGCCCUGCCGUGGCCGUGGGGCAGGGGGACGCGGUGCCGGGCCCCACCGGGCCCCCCGGUGCCCAUGAAGCUGCGGGCUGCCCCGGCCGCCUGCCCGGCGCUGUGGCGCUCGCUGCCCUGCCCGCAGGCCGAGCUGCGCCUGGACCUGGUGCUGUCGAGCGGCCAGACCUUCCGGUGGCGGGAGAGCAGCCCCGGGUGCUGGACGGGCGUCCUGGCCGGGCGUGUGUGGACGCUGACGCAGGCCGGCGAGCGGCUGUGGUACACGGUGUACGGCGAGGAGGAGGAGGCAGCUGAGCGCCACCGUCCCACCACGCCGGUGCCCAAGCGGCGCCGCUUGCAGCAGCCGCCCGCCUCGGGGCGCAGCCCGGAGCACCUGCACAAUGCUGACGCCAUCGCCGAGUCCCCGGGGUCGCCCGGUGCCGAGACGGACAGGAUCCUUCGCGACUAUUUCCAGCUGGACGUGGGGCUGCCCGCGCUCUACCAGGCCUGGGGGGCGGCUGACCCCCACUUCCGAAAGGUGGCUGCCGACUUCCCAGGGGUGCGGGUGCUGCGGCAGGACCCUGUCGAGUGCCUGCUCUCCUUCAUCUGCACCUCCAACAACCACGUCGCCCGCAUCACGGCCAUGAUCGAGCGCCUCUGCCGGGCCUUCGGGCGCCGCCUCUGCCACCUGGACUCGCAGCCCUUCCACACCUUCCCCACGCCGCAGGCGCUCGCAGGUGCCAAGGCUGAGGCCCAGCUGAGGGCCCUGGGCUUCGGGUACCGGGCGAAGUUCGUGAGCCAGAGCGCGCGGGCCAUUGCGGAGGAGCUCGGCACCGAGGGGCUGUGCGGGCUGCGCGCCGUGCCCUACGCCGAGGCGCGGCGGGUGCUGUGCUCCCUGCCCGGUGUGGGCACCAAGGUGGCCGACUGCGUGUGCCUGAUGGCCCUGGACAAGGCGGAGGCGGUGCCCGUGGACACGCACGUGUGGCAGAUCGCCCAGCAGUGUUACGGCGCGGCGCCGGGCGCCAGGAGCCUCACUGCCCGGGUGCACAAGGAGAUCGGCGACUUCUUCCGGGGGCUGUGGGGCCCCUACGCGGGCUGGGCGCAGGCGGUUCUCUUCUGCGUCGACCUCCGCAAGGGCCGGGAGCCGGCGAGCAGCGGUGGCCAGCCCCGGGGGGGCCGAGGCCGGGCUGGGGGCAAGGCUGGUCCCUCCUAGGGGCACCUCAGCCCCGACUGCGGGGAGCACACGUAACGCACCGGGGGGCCCAGGCAGCAGCCAGGAAGGGAAGCGCUGCCCCAGCACUCGGCUCAGGACCUAUGGGGCGGAGACGGCUGUGAUGUCUGUCUGUCCAUCUGUCGGGGCGUGGGGCUUGCUGCUCCAGCCGUCACAGGGCAGGGAGCCAGGGCUCUGGCCAGCGCCCACGUGGGGCAGAGCAGAGCCCAGUGGCAUUUGCCUCUUUCCUUUAUUACAAGCAAUAAAAUAGAAACAUCCA
Molecule: messenger RNA, 1621 nt
Organism: Dromaius novaehollandiae (emu)
Lineage: Eukaryota; Metazoa; Chordata; Aves; Casuariiformes; Dromaiidae
Gene: OGG1
Product: 8-oxoguanine DNA glycosylase
Exons: 8
Coding region: 16-1344 (442 amino acids)
Biological process (GO): nucleotide-excision repair; base-excision repair, AP site formation; base-excision repair
Cellular component (GO): nucleus
Molecular function (GO): 8-oxo-7,8-dihydroguanine DNA N-glycosylase activity; damaged DNA binding
Source: RefSeq, a predicted model, not a curated record